Caenorhabditis briggsae is the source of this 1095-nucleotide messenger RNA. RefSeq names its product Protein CBR-MAB-21 (gene Cbr-mab-21). NCBI's taxonomy places the organism in Eukaryota, Metazoa, Nematoda, Chromadorea, Rhabditida, Rhabditidae. Bases 1 to 1095 code for a protein of 364 amino acids. The transcript is spliced from 5 exons. The record is from RefSeq and is a predicted model, not a curated record.
AUGCUCGGCCACAACCAGAACGUUGUUUACCAGGUAAAUACGUUCUAUAACGAAAAAGUUCAACAACGGAAAGCUCGAGUAACAAAGAAUGUUCACAGAAUCGCAAAGGUUGUUCAGGAAAUCUUGAAAGAAGUUGAAGCACAGGAACCAAGAUUCAUCAAUACUCUCACUGAAACUUCUACUGGUAGAUUUGACGGGAUUGUGGUACAUUCUCCAUCUGAAUAUGAAGCAGUUCUAUAUCUUAACCAAAUGGGUGUCUUCAAUUUCGUGGAUGAUGGAACCAUUCAAGGUUGUGCCGUAUUAAAGCUGAGUGAUGGUCGAAAAAGAUCCAUGUCUUUAUGGGUGGAAUUCAUAACGGCUUCGGGAUAUCUUUCGGCUCGAAAAAUUCGUCACCGAUUCCAAAACAUUGUUGCCCAAGUUCUCCAGACUCCACAAUUUAGCGAAUACUGUAAACUUCUACAAGACAACACUGAUGUACGAGUAAGAGUGGAUGAUAAGUACACGGUUCAAAUCACUUGUGCAUUUCGAUGUAAUGGAAUUUGGCCUAGAUCAGCCAGUCAUUGGCCUUUAGCUGGUCUACCAUGGCCGAAUACGGCAUUGGCUAAUCAAACAAAAGCAGAAGGAUUCGAUCUGACUAGUCGAGAAACUGCAAUUACUCAGCAUAACAAUCCGAAUAAACAGGCUAGCACAAUGGAAGCGGACGCUUGGGCAAUGAAGAUGCACGGAGCCGAGAACAUGCUCCUGACUGGAGGCAGACAGAAAACUUUGAGCAUUCUGAAAUGCCUACGAGAUGCUCAUAUGGACUUUCCUGGGACACCAGUAACGAACUAUAUCCUGAAGACUCUUGUUCUGUACGAAUGUGAGAAGCACUGUAGUGAGUAUGAAUGGGAAGACACAAACAUUGGAGAUCGUCUCGUUGGUGUUCUCCUACAACUUGUCAGCUGUCUCCAAUGUCGCCGAUGUGCUCAUUAUUUCCUCCCAUCGUUGGAUUUACUCCGUGCAAAACCAACCCACACAAUCGAACAUUCUGCCAAACUCACCUGGCACCUUGUUCGCAAACUUAUGAUUGACCCGAAUGCUUUGCAAACUUUAUGA